GCCGCAUGCUGUGCACGUCAUUGUUUUGAGCAAUACAGACCACCUGACCGUCUUUUCGCAUGUCCGCCGCGAUCUGAAUUUAUUUCAUUUUAUUCAGAAGUAAGGGACCUAAUAAAGAAGCCUAGAAUGGACCUUGGCAUCAAGGCAGGAGACAAGGUGCUCCUGGUGUGGAAUCAACCAUCAUCCCCUUUGGCCCUCAAAGAGCUGGCGGAGAGUGUGGGUGCAUUCAUUGGAACCGAUGGCAAAAUAUCAGUCGAGAAUAUGGAAAUGCUGUUAUUAUCCUCCCAUAGACCUUCCUCCUAUGACUGGGUCCUCUCCUGCCUUCUCACUGACAGCUCGUCUGUCCACAGCUCAGAAACGCUGGCGGAAAUGGCCCGGGUUCUCAAGCCUGGCGGGAAGCUCAUUAUGGAGGAGCCGGUCACAGGAACUAAUGGAUACAGUGUGAGGACUGCUGAGAAACUGGCAUCUGUCCUGAAGCUGUCAGGCCUGACGUCUGUUGCAGAGAUGGGUAAAGCAGAGAUGAGUCCAGACGCACUGAGCUCUCUCAGGAGCAGCACUGGCUACCAGGGGAACUCCCUGCUCAGGGCCCGCAUGUCGGCCGCCAAGCCAGACUUUGAAGUGGGCUCGUCGAGCCAGCUCAAACUCUCUUUUGGGAAGAAGACGCCUAAGCCAGCCGAGAAACCAGCCCUUGAUCCCAAUGCUGCCAAAAUGUGGACCCUCUCAGCCAAUGACAUGGACGAUGAGGCUGUGGACUUGGUGGAUUCUGACACUCUGCUGGAUGAAGAUGACCUAAAGAAACCCGAGGCCUCCUCCCUCCGAGCCACUUGCGGAGAUGGGGCUGCCAAAAAGAAGAAAGCCUGCAAAGACUGCUCGUGCGGCUUGGCUGAGGAGUUGGAGCAGGACACCAAAGGAGUGCAGAAGGCCAGCCUACCAAAGUCUUCCUGUGGAAGUUGUUACCUGGGUGAUGCGUUCCGCUGUGCUAGCUGCCCACAUAUGGGUAAGCCAGCCUUCAAGCCAGGAGAGAAGAUCGUGCUAGACAACAAUACCCUGACCGAUGCUUAAAGACCCAGAACCAUAAACAAGAAACACAACUUGUUGCACCAAACCCAUUUCUGACCUCUAGGUUACAUUCCGCCACUUGUUACAUGAAAGCAGUGUUGGUUUAGGGAGAAAAUGAUUGACAUGGAUGGCAUUUAAAUUGACAAUUGAUCAAUUCUAAGUUAAUGACCAAUGCUUAAAAUCGAGUUCACUUACGCACCUACUCUGAAUGUCACUCAGUUUGGAGCUGCAAGUGUCGGGUAAAUCACAAUAGUACAUCUAAUCAGUCACGUGAACUGUUUGUUAUUGAAGGAUGUCAAGGUUUUUCUGAUUUAGUUAGCAUUUGUGUCACUUUAAUAAAAAAUCCUUUGCAGAUGCUGGCUCUAAAUGAAGUUGAAGUUAGUCAAGUCAAUCAUUACCUUAAUGAGAGCACCCAAAUUUGAAUUUUCAAGCUUCAUGUAUAUUUGUCUGUAUAGAUGAAGAUUUUGGCAAAAUAAUAAAUGCACUUGAUUUGAAUGAGGUUUAUUGUAAUGUAAAGCAAACAAUCUUUUCAUAAAUACGGUAAAAUGUUACAAAAAAGGUACAUUCAUUAGCUAUUGUUGAAGUCAUGUAUAGAUACGAACGCCAUAAGCAAAGAUUACUAGACCAUUAAUUAAGAUAAUGCUUAUUAUUUCAUUAACUUAUAUUAAAUGGUUAAUUAAUGUACUUGGUAAAGUGUUACCAUACCUUUUUGUAUUUUUAGUAGUUUGACUUAACCAUGAUCGAAUUUCACCAUGAAUUGACAGCUUCUAUUCUUUGAGAAUGGUUAACCUUGAAUACCUAUUAGUUCGGCAAAAAUAAGUAGGCAAGACAUUCCGCUCAAACGCUAGCAAUAAAAAAAUUGUCUUAUCCCACGUUUUUGGAUUUUCUAUCAAUAGAAAGAU
This is a messenger RNA of Gadus chalcogrammus (walleye pollock), 1961 nucleotides long. RefSeq names its product cytokine induced apoptosis inhibitor 1 (gene ciapin1). Gene Ontology annotation, cellular component: cytoplasm. Gene Ontology annotation, biological process: iron-sulfur cluster assembly. Bases 127 to 1062 code for a protein of 311 amino acids. The record is from RefSeq and is a predicted model, not a curated record. The transcript has 9 exons. NCBI's taxonomy places the organism in Eukaryota, Metazoa, Chordata, Actinopteri, Gadiformes, Gadidae. Gene Ontology annotation, molecular function: iron-sulfur cluster binding.